AACGCUCUUGCUGUUUUCACGGACCUCCAGAGUACAAGUACAGUGUUGUGUUGUGUACUUUUACUGCAUUGGAGGGUCUGAGUACUUCCUGUGGUGCACUGACCCCGCCAUGUGUUUCCUGGCAGGUCGGCGUCAUGUCGCUGUCUCAGAUCACGCCCACCCUGUUCCUCAGCGGCGCCGACGCCGCCCUCAACGCCUCGCUGUUGUCACAGAAGGGCAUCACCCUGAUCGUCAACGCCACGCUCAGCCACACAUGCCCCGCCUACCCGGGCGUGGAGUGUGUGCGCGUCCCUGUGUCCGACCUGCCCAGCGCCCGUCUCGGAGACCACUUCGACCGCGUGGCUGAGCGUAUCCACAGCAACCGUGCGGGGGGUACCCUGGUGCACUGCGCGGUUGGCAUGAGCCGCUCGCCGGCGCUGGUGAUGGCGUACCUGAUGCGGUACCGUGGCGUGACGCUGUGCCAGGCGCACCGCUGGGUCCGGGACAGCCGUCCCUUCGUCCGGAUCAACGCCGGCUUCUGGGAGCAGCUGCUGCAGUACGAGCGCCGACUGUACGGGAGGAACACCGUCAGAGUGGCCACGCUGCCAGACACGCCCCCGCUGACCCCGAGGACGCUGAGGGUGCCGCCGCCACCGCAGCCGAACCGGCUGACACUGGUCCCGCAGUCUCCUCAGAUGAGCCGCGCAGUGAUGACGCCCACUAACAGGAGAAGAAGAGGAGCCCGAUCCAGCCGAGUCUGAGCGCCACAUCAACGCCAACACGCCACAAACACCACCCACAAUGCACCUCCAGGUCAGGGCGGGACCACCUGCAAUCAGACUGACUCCACACGUCACCUCUCUGACGUCACCACAGGGGGCGUGACCAGAGCUGCCGUGACGUUGCCGCAGGGGGCGUGGUCUCAGUUAUUCCGUGGGUUCGGUUUUGGUGUCAGAGUGAGCGCUCUCUCCUGUCAGACAGCAGCUUUGGUUCGUCUGUCUGAUUAAUUCAAUAUUUUGGGAUUUUAAACAGAUCUGCAGAUUCGGCGUUAACGUUUUCAUCUCGAUGUUAUAAACGUGUUUAUAAACAUUUUAUUGUUUGAAUCGAGUUUUAAAGCUGCAGUGACGAAUCCGGAGGAAGAGACCACGUCCUGUCAGGGUUUGAGGACAUUUCAAGGAUUUUAGGUAAUUUCUAAGAAUUUGGGACGGUUCUGGGAUUUUGGACCAGUUCUAUGAUUUUAGGACGUGUCUUGGAUUUAAGGACAUUUUAAUCUGCAGAGAGGCCGAUACAAACAAAUUGGACAAAUUCCAAAAAGACUAAAAUGUAAAUCCAAGGAGAGAUUCACAAACGACAAAAACACUGAAAAAUCAAAACUAGACUGAGAAAAAUC
Messenger RNA from Plectropomus leopardus (leopard coralgrouper), 1369 nucleotides. The record is from RefSeq and is a predicted model, not a curated record. Lineage: Eukaryota; Metazoa; Chordata; Actinopteri; Perciformes; Serranidae.